AUGGAGUUCUGUGCUGAAAGUUCCCAUUCAAAUGGGAAACAAACUUUGAAGCAUUCUAAACCUGCAGAUGAAGUGAAAAGAUCCAGUGAAAAGGCUCACAGAAGUUCUUAUUUAACCGGAAAGCAAAAUGUGCAGCAAACUUCGACCUUUGUUAAUCAUGCUGCAAAUUCUUGGCACGAGGAUAGAAGAAAAUGGGUCGGUGAUAAGUCUCAACAUCCACCUAGAAUAGCUAAAGAUCCAAUUAUUAGCUGGUCAACGUCAUAUGAAGAGCUGCUUUCAACUAACGAGCCUUUUGCAGAGCCAAUACCCUUACCUGUAAGAUUCCCUUACCUGAAACAAUAUAAUCUAAUGCAUAAAAAUGAGAUGGUAGCUUAG
Sphenostylis stenocarpa is the source of this 375-nucleotide messenger RNA. NCBI's taxonomy places the organism in Eukaryota, Viridiplantae, Streptophyta, Magnoliopsida, Fabales, Fabaceae. The record is from the annotation of a GenBank genome assembly.